Messenger RNA from Physcomitrium patens, 1550 nucleotides. Its product is annotated as protein PTST, chloroplastic. The record is from RefSeq and is a predicted model, not a curated record. NCBI's taxonomy places the organism in Eukaryota, Viridiplantae, Streptophyta, Bryopsida, Funariales, Funariaceae.
AGCAGCUUUAAGAUGUCGUCCAUGCGUUUAUCUUCGUUUGUGCCCACAGGGUUCAUACUUGGGUGCUUCAGACUCAGCUGCUAUGCAUGUUUACAAGGGGGACUAGUCAGUGCGAUCUGAUGUCUUUUUGGCAAGAUACCCGUUACAUCCAAGGCUGUAUAGUUCUCCCCCGUCUCUAGGCUCUUGUAACAUUUCAAGUCGAAUUUAAGAUAUCUUCAACUGUGGGUAGCUUUGCUUUCUAUUUGAGCGGACUAAGAAGACGAAACAAGGUAGCAGCAAGCUCAGGAAGUUGAGCGUAUUGGCAACCUAUUGGUACCGAUGGCGACGGCUUUUGUGACACCGCUCUCAACUUCUCAUGCUGUGAUUGAUUUUGGUUUCCGUGAGCUUAAGCAAGUGACUUGCAUAAGAAGCUGUAAAUACGAAAGAAACGAAUCUGCAGGGACGCUAUGGCGAAGCAGGUUUCAUCAAUGUAAAGCAUGCUUUAAUCUCCUUCGUAGACCUAGAAACGUGGGUUCCACUCACCUUCUAGCUCAAAAUUCAAGUGUGCCAAACGGAAAUUCCUUCAUUUUGAGGGUGCGAUCUGAGGGCGAUACUCAUAACGGAACACCUAAUUCCCGGCUGAGCUCCUCUAGUAGCCAACAAGCCGGCACUACUGAGUUGGAUUUAAUGCAACUGAAGGAAAUUGAAGGAAGAUCAAAACUGCUAGGGAAACUAAGUGAGGCGAAUCAAUACAUCAGCCAUUUACAAUAUGAGCUGCAACUCAAGGAAGAUUCUUUGACGGAUACUGGGAAGGAGCUUUCUGCAAUGGAGAUGGAACUUCAGGUUCUCAUUGAUAUGGCUCAAGAAAUAAGCGGACAGAUCAUCAAACCAGGAUCCCGAAAAAUCAAUGGACUCGACUUACAUUCCUAUCUUGUGGCUAGACUUGAAGAGAUGCAGAAAGUUCUACAUGAGCGAAUCAAGGACGCCAAACAAGUACAAACCCGGAGCAUUGACCUUGUGUAUUGUGGAAAGGCUGAGGAUGUGCAAGUAAUGGGCUCAUUUGAUGGAUGGACACGAGGAAAAAGAUUGUCACCGGCGGGCUCAGGGACUUCUAAUAAAUUCACCACCACCAUUGACCUUCGACCAGGCCGGUAUGAGAUCAAGUUCUUGGUGGACGGAGAAUAUCAAAUGUCACCCGAUCUUCCUACAGUAGGUGAAGGCUUAGUUAUGAACAAUCUACUAGUUGUGGAGCGGUUCUAAAUGUGUGCACUUUCCAGCUCUUCAUCAGUGGACAUGAUUCAAUUUUCAUCUUUGAUUCUGAGUGUGUUGCUGAUGUUCCUCGCUGGAACGAUGUCUCUUAAAAGGGCAGCAGAGAUGGGUUCAAGCAGUUACUUGUUCUGUAACAAUUUAAAAUCUGCAAAUACAGGUAGAGAAAUCUUCCACAUCACUUCUGCCAGUCAACCCAUGCAGGUGUCAAGCGGAACAAAUGUUGCCUUGCACUACUUCCAGGGUGUUAAGAUCAAAUUUGCAAUGUGGCUCUGCCUGACCUUCUCCAUACUUUGCUUUCAACA